AUUUGUAUUAUUUUGAGUUACGCAAUCUGAGAAGCCCAAGCCCGGGUAUAAACCAAGGUGGGUUUCAUUUCUACCUACAAAGUCAUAGCACAACUUCAUGGCUCUCUCUCUCUAUCGCCCAGUACCCUAGAAUUAUUAUCAACCUCGUUCACUACUGGUCGGAGAUCGGAGCGUCGGAAUUCCCUUUCACUCAUUGGCCGGAUGAACAAUUACUUCACUCACAACAGUGAUGUUUAUAUUGCAAAUCACAAUGAGAAGUUCAAGCAAUAUGAAGCGGACUACACUCGCCGAUUAAUGGCAAAAUACUUCACUAAGAAGGAUCUUUAUGGAGGCAACAUAUUUGAUGAAAACAUUACAAUCGAUGACGAGCUUAUAAAAUCAAGCAGGGGCCCAUGUACUCGCUCAUAUGCAGACCCAGUUAAGGCUUUUGAAGAAGACCAGAGCAGCAGUGACUCGCAGACUAAUACGGAGACGCCAUCUAAUAUAACAAAUGGGAAGCAUCAAAUAAAGAAGAUCGGUUAAGUAUAAUUUCUCUCUAAUUUAUCUUCAAUUUGUAGAAAAAUCACAAGCAACUUCUGUGAGGUGAUUACUAGUUAUAGGAAUGGACCUGACCUUCUUCCAACAUACAGCAAAGGUGAAAGACGUUGAAAUACAUUCAACAUUUCUAGGUCACAAAACAUGGCUUUUUGUCGUAAAUUGAACACCAUGUUAGAAUAAACGUAAUAAAACAAAAAUAUGGAUUCAUUGAUGCAUGUAAUGGCUGCGUUGAUCUGGCAUCUUGAUGUUAUGAAUAUGGACGCAAAUUGAGUAGUAUGUAGUCUUAUUUAAUAUAUGUGCUGUAUCUUUCA
Molecule: messenger RNA, 848 nt
Organism: Cannabis sativa
Lineage: Eukaryota; Viridiplantae; Streptophyta; Magnoliopsida; Rosales; Cannabaceae
Exons: 4
Coding region: 202-522 (106 amino acids)
Source: RefSeq, a predicted model, not a curated record